UGGAUCCAGACCGGAGAGCAGCAAUGCAGGAAGAUCAGGAUCGGCGGCACGAUAUCUCGUUCUUCGAUGGUGCCGAUGCGAGAACUGGAGAGCUCGUUAGCAGCAUUUCCUCCAACACUUUGGUCAUUCAGCAGGCCAUAAGCGAGAAACUCGGACUUUUGAGGCUGGCAACCGUACCGGUGGUCAUUCUGGCUGGAGGUCUCUAUGCUCAUGUCAUCACUGGCGUUUCAUCCAGGAGCCAGAAGGAACAUCAGCAAUUUCUCAAAUUCGGAGAGUCUGUUCGUUCCUUGGCGAGCAAACAACGAUCGGUCUGUACACCAUUGCUCUCGGUUCCACGCUACGUCUGGGAUCGGGCAGGACGUGCCAAAGGGAUUGGAAUGGGAGCAAUGCGCCUUGCCAGAUGCUCGUGUUCUUCACGACCUGAGCCUCAGGAUACCGCCUGGAAAUCGAUAGCCAUUGUUGGCCCCAGUGGUUCUGGGAAGAGCACGAUUAUAUCUCUCAUUGAAAGGUUUUACGACCCAACUUCAGGAGAAAUUCUCUUGGAUGGUUACAACACCAAAUCUCUACAAUUAAAAUGGCUCCUGUCACAGAUUGGUCUCGUUAACCAAGAACCAGCUUUGUUCGCUACCACCAUCGCGCAAAACGUACUUUACGGCAAAGAUGAUGCGAACAUGGAGGAGAUAAAGCUGGCUGCCAGGACUUCAAAUGCGCACGAUUUUAUAAAUCAGCUUCCUCAAGACUACGAAACACAGGUUGGUUCAAGAGGCGUACAACUUUCUGGAGGCCAAAAGCAGAGGAUAGCCAUAGCUAGAGCAUUGGUCAGAAAUCCAGCGAUACUGUUGUUGGAUGAGGCAACCAGUGCUUUAGAUGCUGAGUCCGAGAAUGUGGUACAAAACGCACUCACAAAAUCAUGGUGGCAAGAACGACAGUUAUUAUAGCACACAGGUUGUGUACUG
Messenger RNA from Selaginella moellendorffii, 956 nucleotides. RefSeq names its product ABC transporter B family member 19. NCBI's taxonomy places the organism in Eukaryota, Viridiplantae, Streptophyta, Lycopodiopsida, Selaginellales, Selaginellaceae. Gene Ontology annotation, molecular function: ATP binding; ATPase-coupled transmembrane transporter activity; ATP hydrolysis activity. The record is from RefSeq and is a predicted model, not a curated record. The transcript is spliced from 7 exons. Gene Ontology annotation, cellular component: membrane. Bases 24 to 938 code for a protein of 304 amino acids.